ACUACGCUGUUUUCCUAAGAGUGCCGCGUCAGGAUUGGCUCGAGUGUUGCGCUUUCCCGCAACAGGUUCGAGCUGAGCAGCCAACCGGGAAAAUCGGCGGCGCAACAUUCGCUUCUUGGCGCGCCUAGCAAGCGGUCGUGGUACUUUUCCGUGCGUGGUGUUUCAUUUGAGCGCGAACUUUAUCAUCAACCAUGGCUCCUGUGCUCGGCUACUGGGACAUUCGCGGGUUGGCCCAGCCCAUCCGUCUGCUGCUUGCGCACGUGGACGCCAAGGUGGACGACAAGCGCUACACGUGCGGACCCCCGCCGGACUUUGACCGCAGCUCCUGGCUGAACGAGAAGACCAAGCUUGGGCUGGAGUUCCCCAAUCUGCCUUACUACAUUGAUGGCGAUGUCAAGCUGACCCAGAGUAUGGCUAUCCUGCGUUACCUCGCCAGGAAGCAUGGUUUGGAGGGCAAGACUGAAGCCGAGAAGCAGCGAGUGGAUGUCUCUGAGCAGCAGUUCGCUGACUUCCGUAUGAACUGGGUUCGUCUCUGCUACAACCCUGAUUUCGAAAAGCUGAAGGGUGACUACCUCAAGAACCUGCCGGCUUCUCUCAAGGCUUUCUCCGACUAUUUGGGAACCCACAAGUUCUUUGCUGGGGACAAUCUCACCUAUGUUGACUUCAUUGCUUAUGAGAUGCUUGCCCAACAUCUCAUUUUUGCUCCUGACUGCCUGAAGGACUUUGCCAACCUCAAGGCAUUCGUCGACCGCAUUGAGGCUCUUCCGCACGUUGCGGCCUACCUGAAGUCGGACAAGUGCAUUAAGUGGCCCCUCAAUGGCGACAUGGCCAGCUUCGGCAGCAGGCUGCAGAAGAAAGGUGAAUCGCUCCUCCUCUCCCGUUGCAUUUGCUCCUCGGCGCGCCUCGCUUGUGUUCGUGGCGGUCGCGGCAGAUUUCCGUGCGUGGUUUCUCUUCGAGUACGCACCAUGGCUCCUGUUCUCGGCUAUUGGAACAUUCGCGGGUUGGCCCAGCCCAUCCGGUUGCUGCUUGCUCAUGUGGACGCCGAGGUAGAGGAGAAGCACUACUCGUGCGGACCCCCGCCUGACUUCGACAAAAGCUACUGGCUCAGUGAGAAGCCCAAGCUCGGACUCGAUUUCCCCAAUCUGCCCUACUACAUUGACGACGAUGUCAAGCUUACCCAAAGCAUGGCCAUCCUGCGUUACCUUGCCAGGAAGCAUGAUUUGAUGGGCAAGACGGAAGCUGAGAAGCAGAGAGUCGACGUCGUCGAGCAGCAGCUGGCGGACUUCCGUAUGAACUGGGGUCGUCUCUGCUACAGCCCCGACUUCGUGAGUGUGACGCUGCCAUUGCGCUACCUUGCGGUGAUAUCAUUAUCUGCCUGCAGCGGUGGCUCGGAGGAAAAGCUGAAGGGCGACUAUCUCAAGGACCUGCCGGCGUCCCUAAAGGCUUUGUCCGACUAUUUGGGAGACCACAAGUUUUUUGCUGGAGACAACCUCGCUUACGUCGACUUCAUCGCCUACGAGAUGCUUGACCAGCAUCUCCUCUUCGCACCUGACUGCCUGAAGGAUUUUGCCAACCUGAAGGCCUUCGUCGAUCGUGUUGCGGCUCUUCCGCGCGUUGCGGCUUACCUGCAGUCGGACAAGUGCAUCAAAUGGCCCCUCAACGGUGACAUGGCCAGCUUUGGCAGCAGGCUGCAGAAGCAGCCAUGAAACAAACAUUCGUUUUCUUUCCCUUUGAACAUGAAUUUGCACAAUAAUUAAAAUAAACAUUGAAUCUUUA
Molecule: messenger RNA, 1776 nt
Organism: Rhipicephalus microplus (southern cattle tick)
Lineage: Eukaryota; Metazoa; Arthropoda; Arachnida; Ixodida; Ixodidae
Product: glutathione S-transferase Mu 1
Biological process (GO): glutathione metabolic process
Molecular function (GO): glutathione transferase activity
Source: RefSeq, a predicted model, not a curated record